AGCUGCUAUAUGAUCUUUACGUCGUUGUGCUCUUAUUUAUAAAUUCUUUGUCUCGUCCUCGCCGCAGUGACCACGAGGUCGUGACAAACCUGGUACGAGAUGGUGGAUUGCUAUUCAUUUUCAUGCUUGUCUGCAGACUUGCGGCAUUCUUUAACAACCUCUUUGGCGGGGCUGCGGAAACAUUUAUUGUGUUGAUAUUUGUAUGGUCUCUCGAUGUCAUCCUAACCUUCAAGUUGUUCAUCAGGUUCAAGACGGUGGAGGAAAAUUUAGCUACAGACGAGGAUCAGGGAACGCUGACCUCACAAGCCGUCCUCAUCGUGGAAGAGAUUGAGAUGAUGUCUGUAUAAUGUCAAUAUUAGUGUGUAACUAU
Molecule: messenger RNA, 370 nt
Organism: Laetiporus sulphureus 93-53
Lineage: Eukaryota; Fungi; Basidiomycota; Agaricomycetes; Polyporales; Laetiporaceae
Exons: 5
Coding region: 123-347 (74 amino acids)
Source: RefSeq, a predicted model, not a curated record